Penicillium riverlandense is the source of this 2556-nucleotide messenger RNA. RefSeq names its product cell division control 45 family protein. Lineage: Eukaryota; Fungi; Ascomycota; Eurotiomycetes; Eurotiales; Aspergillaceae. The transcript has 2 exons. Gene Ontology annotation, cellular component: DNA replication preinitiation complex. The record is from RefSeq and is a predicted model, not a curated record. Gene Ontology annotation, molecular function: chromatin binding; DNA replication origin binding; single-stranded DNA binding. Gene Ontology annotation, biological process: double-strand break repair via break-induced replication; DNA replication initiation; mitotic DNA replication preinitiation complex assembly. Bases 1 to 2556 code for a protein of 851 amino acids.
AUGUAUCUCCCGAGGCAGCUGAUCUCGCAUCUCUACCUCCAGCUCCUCCGAUCCCACCACCCGCUCUCCCCGCCAGUCCUCAUUCUCGUGGCCCUCGAGCCGGACGCGCUAUGCGCCUGCCGGAUCCUCACAGCGCUCUUGAAACGUGACUAUAUUCCACACAAGAUCCAGCCAGUGGCGGGAUAUGGCGACCUAGCGCGCGCGGGCGAGGACCUGGUCCAGCCCAUGCAGACCACCAACGGCGGCAGCGGUGGAGUCGUGAUUUGUCUGGGAGUAGGUGGGCUGGUUGAUCUGGGUGAGAGCUUGGGUCUGCUGAGUCCGGAGGAUGAGUCGGAGGAUAUGGGCGGCGUGGAAAUCUGGGUGUUUGACGCGCGACGGCCGUGGAAUCUGGGGAAUGUGUUUGGCGGUCAAUCUGUUGCGGGUCAGCCCAUGGCGGAUAUUGAUGCCAAUGCGCGUCGGAGAGGGCGCGGGGUUGACAAUGGGCGGAUUACUGCCGCGUACUCGUCCAAGAACGGGGGUAUUGUUGUUUAUGAUGAUGGUGACAUUGAGGAGAUGAGUCGUGAACGAGAGGCAUACCACGCGUUAUUGGAGAUGCCUGAGGUGGAUGAGGACGAUGAUGACGCGAGUGGCGGGGAUACGGACGACGAAGACACGGAGCCUGGGUCUAAGAAACGCAAGUCUUGGUCCGGGCGUGAGGAUGAGGACGAGUCAGAGGAGGACGAUGAUGGGCCUCCUCGGCAGCGGAGACGCAGCAAUUCGAAUGACUCGAUUGUCGACUCAUCUCCCAGUCGUCGCAGGAGACCCGGUCACAAUUCCUCAAAUUCAUCACGCUCGGUGACGCCUACAACCGAUUCACCGUCGCCGGCAGAACCAAAGCAGCCUUCCGCACGGACAUUGAAGCAGCGGCUCAUUCGUCUUAAACGCAAACAUGACACCGUUUUGCAAAGCUACUACUCGUCCGGUACCUCAUACUCGGAACCAAUCUCCUCACUAGUCUACUCUCUGGCAUCAGAACUCGGCCGUGAGGACAAUGACCUACUCUGGCUCGCCAUUGUCGGCGUGUCAAGUUUGGAGCUGAGUGGUCGUACUAUGACUGGCGUGGGCAUCUCGAACAGCUCAGAAUCAGGAGGCUCAGCAGGCUGGGGUGGGCAACGGGGUGAACAUAUCCGUCAGAUCUUUCGAGACGAAGUCCACCGGCUCAACCCGCCUGACCCCUUUGAACGAGAUCGAGAUAUCAGAGGAGAGAUCAACGGUGUGAUCCCGACGACGGCUCGAUCUCCCACCGAUACAUCCAUCCGCCUGUCGCCCGAACCACGCUUCCUGCUAGUUCGGCAUUGGUCACUUUAUGAAAGCAUGCUGCACAGUCCCUAUCUCGCCCCCAGGCUUCAUGUGUGGACGGAAAAUGGCCGCAAACGACUGCAUAAGCUUUUGGCCAAAAUGGGCAUCAGUCUCACACAGUGCCACCAGUACUAUACACACAUGGACAUGGAGUUGAAGCGCGCUUUGCGCGGCCGUCUCCUGAAGUAUGCACCCAUGUACGGCCUGGAUGGUCUCGUGCCGUCAGAACCGUCCGGAUACGCCAGUUCUCGGGAAGGCUGGGGAUUUGUGAGAUGCUGGGGCUGGAAGGCAUGUCUCUCUGCUACGGAUGUGGGGGUCAUCAUCGGUGCAAUGCUCGAAGUCGGACCGCAAGAGGCCUCCGCGGCAUGGGAUGCCAAACGUCUGCCGCGUGCACGAGGCACGAACGAUGAUAUUGAGAAUGGCGGCGGUUCCUCCGAAUCGGACUUGGCCAGCCUUCUCCCCCGGUUUUGGAGUGCCUAUGAUGCGCUCUCGCUCACAUCCGAGUCGCCGACGCUUCUCUUGGAGUCGUUGCCUCUUGCUCAACACCUGCACCGUGCCAUCCUCCGCACGGGUACUUCCUUGCUCUCCAAACAUCAAAUCCGGCAUCUUCGCGCAUUCCGCAUUGCGGUUGUCAAAGAUGGACCCGACGUCAAGCUCUUCACGAAUCCCGGCGCCCUUACGAAACUGGCGCUAUGGGUCGCAGAAGCCAUCCGAGUCCAAGAGCGCGAACGAGGCGACUCUGUGAAGAUCGGCCGUAAAAAAGCUGCAGGGACUCCUCUUGUUCUUGCUGGCCUUGACGAAGACCGAGAUCUGUAUGUGGUCGUGGGGACCGGGGGUGGCGGCGGAGUGGUCGACUUUGCGGCGUUGUCCAAACGACAGGAAGAGCGCCGCAAGAAGAAGGAAGCAAAGGAGAAGAAGCAGAAGGAGCGAGCAGAGCGACGCGCCCAACGGGCUGCUGAACGCGAGAAUGAAGAUGAUGAAGACGAAGAAUCGGACGAAUCAGAGUCAUCCUCAGGAUCGGAGUCUGACGAGGAGGAUGCUACGAAGGAUAGCAAGCACUUGCUCCGCAAUCGAUUCGGCAUUGCCUUCCAAGAGGUGGUCCAAGAAACGAAUGCGCGGGUGCGCAUCGACAGCUUCGAACACUGCGUCGUCGAGGUGCAAAAGGACGAUCUUGGCGGGUUCCUUGAAGCGUUGAGCUUCCGCAGCGUGGUGGGCUGA